AUGGUUUUUGCAGGGAGGAUACUUACAGACCCUACAUCUGACAUCAGAAAAGAGUACAUGAAAACAGGAGGAUGUAAUGUGGUGGCAGUAGACUGGGGCAGACUAGCACUACUGCCAUGCUACCCUACUGCUGCUCUCAACACUCUAGAGGUGGGCCGUUGUCUGGCUGAGUUGCUGAUGCAGAUGUCCCCUCUUCAUUCUCCAGAUACAAUUCAUAUCAUCGGCUUCAGCCUGGGUGCUCACAUUGCAGCUUAUACAAGCAAUUAUCUCCACACUCUCUCGGGUCGAAGAGUUGGACGUAUCACAGGUUUGGAUCCAGCGCUACCUUUUUUUGCGACUCUGAAAGACUCUUGGAAAUUGGAUAAAGAAGAUGCAGAUUUUGUUGAUGUAAUUCACACCAAUGUUGGAAUAUUUGGCAAGAUUGAACCUACAGGACAUAUUGACUUCUACACCAAUGAUGGCACUAACCAACCAGGAUGCACAGAACAUAAAAAUCCUCCACUAUGCAGCCACAUGCUAGCCAAUACUUACUUUGCUGAGUCCAUCACCUCCAAGACAGGAUUCUGGGGUACUUCUUGUCCUAAUUACUUCCAGUACGCUUUGGGCUGGUGUCCGCUUAUCUCCAGGUCUGACCCUGCUGCUGGCUCUAGGAUCCUUAUGGGAGAGAAUGUCUUGUUUGGGGCACGAGGAGUAUACAUUGUCAAAACAGGACUUAGUUCUCCUUAUGCACUUGGAUAAAUAUAUUAUACAUUUUUCAAUAUUUAAAAAACAUGCCAUAUCAGUCAAUAUAAAUUUCUUCUGUGACAUAAAAUGCAAUAAAGUACAUUUUUAUAGACUAGUUA
Messenger RNA from Homalodisca vitripennis (glassy-winged sharpshooter), 842 nucleotides. RefSeq names its product pancreatic triacylglycerol lipase-like. Lineage: Eukaryota; Metazoa; Arthropoda; Insecta; Hemiptera; Cicadellidae. Gene Ontology annotation, molecular function: lipase activity. The transcript is spliced from 5 exons. The coding region runs from base 1 to 738 and encodes 245 amino acids. The record is from RefSeq and is a predicted model, not a curated record.